Lagopus muta (rock ptarmigan) is the source of this 3760-nucleotide messenger RNA. It is a transcript of the gene SNTG1, whose product is annotated as syntrophin gamma 1. Gene Ontology annotation, molecular function: protein binding; structural molecule activity. The coding region runs from base 951 to 2504 and encodes 517 amino acids. The record is from RefSeq and is a predicted model, not a curated record. Lineage: Eukaryota; Metazoa; Chordata; Aves; Galliformes; Phasianidae. The transcript has 18 exons. Gene Ontology annotation, cellular component: dystrophin-associated glycoprotein complex; intracellular anatomical structure.
UACUGGGUAGAUUAAGUAUAUGUAUUCCAGAUCUGCAGGUUUCUGGCUAUCUUUCAGUAUGAAUUAAUUCAUGGAAGCUAAAAUUCUGAAUGAUUUCUCCUUGUGUAUUGCAUUCUGUGAGAGAAGUAAGGAUGUGUUUGGGUAUUGGGAAUACAUUCCCAGCUUAUGGACAAAUUUUUCAACAGAUGGGUCCAAUAUGCUACUACAGUAAAUGACUAAAUACAUUAUGUUAACUGACUGUAAGUAACUCUGUUUUCAAAUGAAAUAUAAUGGAAGUAGCCUUGAAAAAAAUAACAGAAUAUGUUGUCAACCUGUGGUUACUAAAUGGUUCCUUUGGACUCCUGUGCUGUGUGCAUGGCUCAGAAAACUGUUCCAGCCCAAAACACUUUGUGGCAAGCUGUCCAGAAUAGAGAAGAGUUCGUGAAAUUUGCAUUUAAACUAAUGCCUCUGUUUCCCCAUGUGUUUUGUUUUAUUUUGUUUCCCUUAAAACAGAAAGGACCAGCUAUGCUGUGGAUAAGAGAUAAUUAAUAAUCAAUUUUAAUAAAUUUCUCUAAAAACACCCUGCACAGUUACAUAGAAAUGUACUUCAUUUCUCAGCGCACAAAGAAAUGAGAUUUGAUUCAAAUAUCUCCAGAAAGUGGAGCACAAUUUUGGUAGCAAUGAAGGCAGGAGAAGGACUUUAAAAGGUGAACAUGUAGUUUAUUAGUUAAUAGCUGUCACAAUUGGUUGCAAGAUGCGGUAUUUAUGCCUUUGAAACAUGGUUUUAGUCUGCUUGCCAGUAAGCAAUUCAGACAGUGAACAUUCUUGUGACUGCAGACUGUCUCUAUAUAAGUAAGCUUCUUACGAGUUCAAGACUCUGUGAAGAUGCACACAGACAGCUCUCAGAGUCAAACCACCAGACAGAUCUCCCCAUUUGAGGAAGACAAAUAUCACUUGCUGUGUCAUAGCACAUGGAUUUCAGGACCGCCUGCGAAGAGACAAAGACAGGGAUUUGUUUGCUGCAGGAUGGUAACCAGGAGCCUUUCAAAGUGCGACUGCACUUAGCCAAAGAUAUAUUGAUGAUCCAGGAGCAGGAUGUGAUCUGUGUGUCUGGUGAGCCUUUCUAUUCUGGUGAAAGGACAGUCACAAUUAGAAGACAAACUGUAGGAGGAUUUGGAUUAAGUAUAAAGGGUGGAGCAGAACAUAAUAUUCCAGUGGUCAUUUCUAAGAUUUCCAAAGAACAACGAGCUGAACUUUCAGGUUUGCUCUUUAUAGGAGAUGCAAUUCUGCAGAUUAAUGGAAUUAAUGUGAGAAAAUGCAGGCAUGAAGAAGUGGUUCAGGUCCUUCGCAAUGCGGGGGAAGAAGUGACCCUUACUGUGUCCUUUUUGAAAAGAGCACCUGCUUUUCUCAAACUGCCAUUGAAUGAAGAUUGUGCAUGUGCCCCCAGUGACCAGAGCAGUGGCACUUCCUCUCCCCUGUGUGACAGUGGUUUGCAUCUCAACUACCAUCCCAACAACACGGAUACAUUAUCAUGUUCCUCAUGGCCAACAUCCCCAGGACUUAGAUGGGAAAAAAGGUGGUGUGAUCUCCGAUUAAUUCCACUUCUUCAUUCACGAUUUUCCCAGUACCUUCCAGGAUCAGAUUUGUGCAGGCAAAAUGCGUUCCAAGUAAUUGCUGUGGAUGGGGUUUGCAGUGGAAUAAUUCAGUGUCUCUCUGCUGAAGACUGUAUUGACUGGCUACAAGCAAUAGCAAGUAACAUUUCCAACCUCACAAAGCACAAUAUUAAAAAAAUCAACAGGAAUUUCCCCGUAAACCAGCAGAUAGUCUACAUGGGCUGGACGGAAGAACGGGAACAAGACUCCCUUCAGGAUCGAAUGUAUACACCAAAGUUUCUAGCACUGAGGGGAUCUUCUCUGUAUAAAUUUAUGGCACCUCCAGUCACAACCUGGGAUUGGACACGAGCUGAGAAAACAUUUUCAGUCUAUGAGAUAAUGUGCAAAAUUUUCAAGGACAGUGAUCUACUGGACCGGCGGAAACAUUGUUUUGGUGUCCAAUCUGAAUCUGGAGAAGAUCUUUACUUUUCCGUGGAAUUAGAGUCUGACCUAGCACUAUGGGAAAAAGCAUUCCAGACAGCAACUUUUUUAGAAGUUGAACGGAUACAGUGCAAGACAUAUGCCUGCGUUUUGGAGAGCCAUCUCAUGGGGCUUACCAUUGACUUUAGCACAGGCUUUGUCUGUUUCGACGCUGCAACAAAGGCUGUACUUUGGAGGUACAAAUUUUCCCAGCUCAAAGGUUCUUCAGAUGAUGGGAAGAGCAAAAUCAAAUUCCUUUUCCAAAACCCAGAUAAUAAACAAAUUGAAGCAAAGGAGCUGGAGUUUUCCAACCUGUUUGCAGUCCUUCAUUGUAUCCAUUCGUUCUUUGCAGCCAAAGUGGCUUGUUUGGACCCCUUGUACGUAGGCAGUCAAGCAACAGCUUCUGCUGCUCCCACAACUUCUGGUACUGGCAAAUUAAAGUAUACAACUUGAUAUCUCACAUUACAGCACUGCCAUUUAUCAAAAAGACUUAAUGUAUAGAUAUUCAUAAGAUGUGAAACUGGUGAACCUGUACAUGGAAACCAAUUCUGGAGACAAGACAUCUUGCAGCGUCAGCAGAUAGAUGGUCACGUGGGAUCAUAAACUCAUUUCUGUUCUGCAAGACACCAGUAAAUAAUCCUCGCAGAAUCCCCAGAAUAGGAUGGAUAUGCUUUUAGUAUGAUCUAUUUGUACUUAUUUAGUGCUUUAACCAACACUGGAAGCAAAGGAAUAAAUGAUGCAAUGAGGCAUUUCGGUAUUUAAUAAAAUUUUCAAAUUGCUGUAAUAACACACAAAAAGAAUUGUCAUUUUCCUGUUUUCAAAUGUUUUUAUGACAAUAUGCUAAACUCUGAGUAUGAAACUAGUACCCAAUGAUUAUAUUAUAAAUGACAUAAGAGAAAGCGACAAGCAUUUAGUACCUAAUGAUGAGGAGAUGAGCAUGAAAAGACAUUUGUGUAAGUAUUUCUUCAAAUAAGAAAGCACUUUAAGCACCGUUGUAAUCCAUAAUUAUUUCCAUACAUGGAGUCAUGGUACUUUUUCUAUUUUGUUCUUUUAGCAUUAGCAACAAAUAUAUAGCCAUAUUGACUGACAUAGUUCAAAACAAAAACCCUACAACCCCAUUUCCAUGAGUAAGUUCCUCUUCUUCAAUUAAAAAUAUUAUAAUAUUACUUCAAACGUAAUGACAAGUGAAAGUUUGUAAAAUAUCAUUUCUACUAUUUACUUCCUCAAUUUUUUGGAGAACUAAGAAUCUGAUUUUUGCUCACAUGAUACAGAUGUAUUUGCUUCAGAAACAAACCACAUAAUGCAUUGUUUCCAUUAUUAACCUUGAUUUCACAUCAUAAGGUCUCAAGAAAAUAGACAUUAAUAUUAUUUUUGAAAAAUGAGUCAAACCAUUGAAUUGGUAGUGAUUUCUUUUUUUAUAUUAUUAGUAAAAGGCAGGAAUAAAAUAAAUAGCCUUUAAUGAUGGAAGCAAUGACAGAACGCAUACUGUCUUUGUUUAUUAAAAAAAUACUACAUCACCCAUGACCAUAUAACAGAAAUAGUAGUUCCAGGAUCUCAUUUAAUGAUCAAAUCUGAAAGAAUUUUACAUUUAUAACUAAUAACUUAUAAAAAUAAUUUAAUGUUGUGCUACUACGUAUCAAUGAAAAUGGCAAAAUGGUGGAGUUAUAGCUGAAAGAUCAAAAAAAGGUUUGUUUGUUUGUUUGUUUGUU